Messenger RNA from Dicrocoelium dendriticum, 319 nucleotides. NCBI's taxonomy places the organism in Eukaryota, Metazoa, Platyhelminthes, Trematoda, Plagiorchiida, Dicrocoeliidae. The record is from the annotation of a GenBank genome assembly.
GUCUAUCUGUCGGUCAACUCAGUCAAAGCGUCAUAUAUGAACCUAGGGAAGGGUGUUGAUGGGCUCACGUACGCACUGGCCGGCCAACCGCAUCAUCCCACACCUUGCGUGAAAUAUCAAGGCGUACUCUCACGCUGCUAUUUGAAAUCCGUAGACAACACGAACAAUGUAUGUGGAAACGGACUGCGCAUGCUUUAUGCGCUCAAUCGCUGAUCCUGCGUUUGGUCUGAAGUGAUUGUCACGCACCUCUUCUCUUCCGGCACAAGACCGGUGUUCGUGUAUGGAUCAUCCGUCUAUCCUCUAAUCAUACGUGUAUAGG